CUCCUUUCACAAUUGGUCCCUCGAUCAUUUUUCCUGUCUAGAAUUAUCAGUUGGUUUCAAGCUAAAUCUUUUUGUAAAAUAAUUUCGUGAAAUUGAAGAGAAGUCUCAAAUCCGUCACUUUUAGUUGCACCUGCUUUAAUGUUCCGUUAAUUUUGGUUUGGGGAAAGGAAGCUUGGAUUUUUCAGUUAAAUGAAGUGAUUUUUCGAAAUAGGUUGAAUCUGCAUUCUGACUUUGAAUUCUGCAGUUCGUUGUUCAUCGGUAUUAUUUUCUGAUGUUAGAGAAAAGAUCAGAUUUUAAAACAUUGAAGUGAGAUCUGCCAGGAAUUUAGAUACUAUCCGGUAAUUUAAGUCUCCAAACAAAUGGGGUUUGACUUGGGAACUACGCUACAAAAGAUGAACAUCUUAUCGGUCACUGAUGAAACUUCAGUGGUUGCCAUUACCUUAUUUGUCACACUCCUUUGCGCAUGUAUUGUGAUCGGUCACCUCUUGGAGGAAAAUCGCUGGAUGAAUGAAUCCAUCACGGCCCUUUUAAUUGGUGUAUGCACUGGAGUUGGGAUUCUACUAAUAAGUGGUGGAAAAAGCUCACGUCUUUUGAUCUUUAGCGAAGAUCUUUUCUUCAUUUAUCUUCUUCCACCAAUCAUUUUUAAUGCUGGGUUCCAGGUCAAAAAGAAACAAUUCUUUCGCAAUUUCUCAACUAUAAUGCUGUUUGGAGCAAUUGGUACUUUGAUUUCAUUCGUCGUUAUAUCAUUGGGUGCUAUUGGCCUUCUCCAGCAAAUGGAUAUUAACCUGUCAAUUGGAGAAUAUCUUGCACUUGGAGCAAUUUUCGCUGCAACAGAUUCAGUUUGCACCUUGCAGGUCUUAAAUCAGGAUGAGACACCUUUGUUGUACAGUCUAGUCUUUGGGGAAGGAGUCGUAAAUGAUGCGACAUCCGUGGUUCUCUUCAAUGCAGUCCAGAACCUUGACCUGACUCAUAUAAACACCACUAUAGCUUUGGAGCUAUUUGGGAAUUUUUUGUAUUUGUUCAUAACAAGCACCAUAUUGGGAGUUGUUGCUGGACUGCUUAGUGCAUACGUCAUAAAGAAGCUCUACUUUGGAAGGCAUUCCACAGAUCGUGAGGUUGCCAUUAUGAUGCUUUUGGCAUACCUUUCCUACAUGCUGUCCGAAUUAUUCAAUUUAAGCGCUAUACUCACUGUGUUCUUCUGCGGCAUUGUGAUGUCACACUACACUUGGCAUAAUGUCACCGAGAACUCAAGAGUCACCACCAAGCACACCUUUGCCACUUUGUCAUUUGUUGCUGAGAUAUUCAUAUUUCUUUAUGUUGGAAUGGAUGCUCUGGACAUUGAGAAGUGGCGUAUUGUAAGUAGCAGCCUGAAGACGUCAAUUUCUGUCAGUGGAAUUCUGUUGGGAUUGGUUUUAGUUGGACGAGCAGCCUUCAUUUUUCCUCUAUCGUUCCUGUCUAACUUGACCAAGAAGUCUCCAUAUAAGAAAAUCGACUUUAAGAAGCAAAUUACAAUAUGGUGGGCUGGUCUUAUGCGAGGUGCUGUUUCGAUGGCGCUUGCUUAUAAACAGUUUACGAGUUCGGGGCACACCAAUGUACGUGAUAAUGCUAUCAUGAUUACCAGUACCAUUAUAGUUGUUCUUUUCAGCACCGUGGUGUUUGGCUUGAUCACUAAACCUCUGGUGAGGUUCUUACUGCCUUCAUCAAAACAAUUAACCAGAAUGAUUUCAUCGGAGCCUGUUACCCCACAUUCCAUCACGCUGCCACUUCUUGGUGGUGAGCAGGACUCCUUAACUAAUCUGUAUGGACAAAGCAUAACAAACGGACAAACUUCAGAAGCUAGUGGAGUUGACCAAAAUGUGCCCCGUCCAAACAGUUUACGGAUGCUCCUAUCCCCUCGUACUGUCCAUUAUUAUUGGAGAAAAUUCGAUAAUGCUUUCAUGCGUCCUGUUUUUGGCGGACGUGGUUUCGUUCCUUUCAUACCUGGCUCGCCAAUCGAAAGAAGUGUGCAUCGUUUUCCAGAAGAACCUGAAAGAGCUGAAAGAACACUGAAUUAGAUCAUCAGCCCUGUGUUACUAGAUAUGUUGUACAUGAUCAAUUUUGGCUUUCAUUUGUUAAUAUUAUAGUGGAUUUCGUUAUUGAGAUCAAGCGGAUGUAUAGAAUAGCAAGGAUUGUAAAAUUAUUUGUUUUGUGAUGCUCACUUACCUAAUAGUUUGUGUGGGAAACUGGAAUGUUAGAUAAACGCCAUACUAUUGUAUAUUGUUUUCUUCUCGUACAUGAGUUAAUAUCAGAAUCCAAUAGUAAUUUAUAGCCAUGCCA
Molecule: messenger RNA, 2316 nt
Organism: Olea europaea var. sylvestris
Lineage: Eukaryota; Viridiplantae; Streptophyta; Magnoliopsida; Lamiales; Oleaceae
Product: sodium/hydrogen exchanger 1-like
Exons: 15
Coding region: 360-2054 (564 amino acids)
Biological process (GO): sodium ion transport; proton transmembrane transport; regulation of pH
Cellular component (GO): membrane
Molecular function (GO): sodium:proton antiporter activity
Source: RefSeq, a predicted model, not a curated record